CAAAGUCACAUUUGUAUUUGCAAUUUUGCACUUUUGCAUAUCAAAAUUAAUAAAUUUUCUUUACAAAAGUUACUAUUUUAAUAUAAUUCAAUAUUCUCUUCUACUUCUCUUGUAUUGCAUUAAUCCACAAUGGUUAAGGAAAUUAGCAGUGAUGAAGUUAAAAAACAUCAUGACAAAAGAAGUGCUUGGAUCAUAAUACAUAAUGAUGUUUACGACGUAACAAAUUUCAUGAGUGAGCACCCUGGUGGUGAAGAAUCUUUGCUGGAAUUUGCUGGAAAAGAUGGCACAACAGGUUUUGAGGAUGUAGGACAUAGUCAAGAUGCAAGAGAAAUGUUAGUAAAGUAUAAGAUUGGUACCCUACCAGCUUGUGAAAUCACCAAAAAAGUGCAUUCAUGUGCCAGUUGUUCUAAAUUGAAAUGGGCCAUCAUCGCCUUAGCCGGUGCUAUUGUCAUCGGUUUCGCGUUGAAGAAAUACUUAAGCUAAUGGAACUACGGAUAUAGUUAAAGGUCCAAACCGGAUAAAACCGGUUUCAACCGGUUCUAGUUAGUUUGUGUCACGUACAAAGGUAGCGCGAAUAUUAAGUUUAAAAUCGAAGCAUUUAAUUGGUAUGUGAUGAUCUCGUCCGCUUUUUUAUUCCAUUUAUAUACAGUUGGCGGCAAAUAAAAUGUUAUCUGUAUGAAUUGUGACUUUCCUCUGCACACAUUAAUACGUUUUAUGUUUUAUAGAGGCGUUUAUGUUGUGGAAACCCAUUGUGAAGUAUUAAUUCCAGGUUCCUUUAC
Molecule: messenger RNA, 779 nt
Organism: Papilio machaon (common yellow swallowtail)
Lineage: Eukaryota; Metazoa; Arthropoda; Insecta; Lepidoptera; Papilionidae
Product: cytochrome b5-like
Exons: 4
Coding region: 130-483 (117 amino acids)
Cellular component (GO): membrane; intracellular membrane-bounded organelle
Molecular function (GO): heme binding
Source: RefSeq, a predicted model, not a curated record